Messenger RNA from Xyrauchen texanus (razorback sucker), 3387 nucleotides. RefSeq names its product NOTCH regulated ankyrin repeat protein a (gene nrarpa). Gene Ontology annotation, molecular function: phosphatase regulator activity; protein binding; enzyme inhibitor activity. The record is from RefSeq and is a predicted model, not a curated record. Gene Ontology annotation, cellular component: cytoplasm. The coding region runs from base 460 to 798 and encodes 112 amino acids. The transcript has 2 exons. NCBI's taxonomy places the organism in Eukaryota, Metazoa, Chordata, Actinopteri, Cypriniformes, Catostomidae.
UAAAGAGACUUUUUGUUAUGCAAAAUAGUUCGUCUAAAUAGCCCCCGGGCAACGCAGUUCUGAGCAGAGAAUCACCGGGACCGCGCGUCGGACACACAACAGCGGGCAAGCGGACAGAGUUUCUGAGUCAAUUUUACCCGUCCAAACGUCAGGAGUCAGCCUUGCCAAAAAAAAGCCACAGCGGGACGCGUGAGCCGCAUUUCCUGAGGUAAAUCACCGAAUAUAACGGCCCCUCAAUGCGCUUAACCGGAGACGCCGUCGUUCACACAGUCAAUUACUUCAAAACCUGCUGCAGCUGAGGGACCCUUUUGAACUUCUCUUGUUAGGUCUUUGGAUGUACUAGCCACUGACUGCAUUUACACACCAAGUGUGUCUUUUAUUUGUCCUUUCUGGAUAUACGCUCGCCUCAUUUCUAGUCUCGAGUGCCUCUGGUUUUAAUCCAAUACAGCUUCAAACAUCAUGAGCCAGGCGGAGAUAUCGACGUGCUCGGCGCCUCAGAGAGUUUUCCAGGAGGCGGUGAAGAAAGGCAACACGAAAGAGCUCCAUUCACUGCUGCAGAACAUGACCAACUGCGAGUUUAACGUCAAUUCCUUCGGGCCCGAGGGACAGACGGCGCUGCAUCAGUCGGUCAUCGACGGCAAUCUGGAGCUGGUUAAACUGCUGGUGAAAUUCGGAGCCGAUAUUCGGCUGGCGAACCGGGAGGGCUGGAGCGCGUUACACAUCGCCGCUUUCGGAGGACAUCAAGACAUCGUCUUAUACCUCAUCACCAAGGCCAAGUACUCGUCCGGUGCGCGGUGAUCCGGGUCAAUGCACACGUAGGAAAGAUCGAAGUUCCCUUGUACCUGAAACCAAACGAGGUCCUUGUCGGGCUACUUCUUUCCACGGUCAAAUCCACAGAUCCACGAUGUGAAACUGAAACGCACAGUGUUUUACGUGCGUUGGUACUAAAGCUUUUGAUUGAAUGUUGAAGUCAUCAGAUCUGGACUGUGUGGCUUUACCCGGGGCUUGACCUAUUGACCUGUCCACCGAUGCGACCGCUGGAGAAAUCAAGAUGGCACUUGAUGCUGUGGCUGAAUGCUGGAAUAUUUGAAAGGGAGAGAGGUGAACUCCAGGACAUCAUCCUCUAUUCUGGCUAAACACUGUCUUUUUUUUAAAACAAACCUUACUUAUGUCGUUUCAUCAAUCAAAUCACGUGGCAUGCGGCGGCGUUGAUGAGCAAUGCUAAACUAUGUCCUCGACAUAACAACUGACUUGUUCUUAAGUACUGUACACAUAGCUUUACCGUGUUUCAAUGUAAAAGUAGUCCAUUGCGCUCUGCCUUCACCUAGCAGAUUGCUUUUUACACAGCUUUCAGGCCAGUGCGACCCAUGUUUAACGUGUUACUAAAAACCGCUGCUUUCGCCUUUUUUGUAUCAAAACAUCAGGAAAGUCGCAUUUGGGACACACUUUAUAAUCUUCUUUCAGUAAUUUAAUUAACACCCUGGUCAUCACUGUGAAUACAGGCUGGGUUUGCUUUUGUUUCUUUAUUUAUGAAGGUACAAUGAGAUGAUGCAUUUUAAAUUAUGUUGUGCUUAUUUUUAAGUGUAAGAGUAUGUAGGGUGACCUAAAGCUGCUUCGGACUCAUUACAGGCUAAACUGUCCCGUGUGGAGAUUCUGUGCCACGGCCCCCCACGUGUAAACUUUUUUUUUUCCCCCGGGAAAAAAAACGUCACCUUCUACCAUUAUUCUGGUUCUCUGCAUCAGCUACCUCGACUUGAAAGUAUUCGACAAUAUCAGAUAUAUCCUCUCCUUUUCCAUGCCUUCUCAUGAACUAGUUACCCUCUAGCACUCAUUUUAACUGGGCGAAAAAAUCUAUUAGGCCUCAUUUUUGGCGAUUCUCUUUUUCUUUUCUUCCAAAUCUUAACUCGGGACAAUUUAUCUCCACAACCAAAAUUAAGAUCGAUUGGUUAUUAAUUAUUUUAAUUUUUUUUGUUCUUUGCCAAGCAUGGUUGAGACAUUUUAACGUUUUCUUUCAGCCAAUCGCUUAAUAGUGCAUUUCCAUUUUGUUUCGAUUAUUCGUUAAAAAGCGAAAUGCAUCGCAUGACUAUUAAAUGCAGGGAGUUUUGUUGCACAUAAAAAGUGGAGCCUUUUGCGACCCCUAGUGCCUGUUCGGGUAACUGCAGGAGCCGAGGCUUACGAAAAGUUACUACUGAGCAGGACUAUAUGAACAUUACUAUUGAGAAGAAGACUAUGACUUCUGUUGCAGGAAACAUCGACAGAUUCGUUCAAAAGACUGCCUGCUACCUUUAAGAGUCAUGGCACCUGAUGUUUGUUUCAAUGCUGCUUUUUAUAACGGUGAGUGAAUGAGGACAAAUAUCAUUAAGUCCAUUCGUGAGAAGCCUCAUGCAGUUGAGCGGGUGUAAGUAUGCAUGUGUGUGAUUGUGCUUAUGUGUCCAGCCCCCCCACCCACACUCACUCACUCCUGGUUAAACUGUUUCCAACCAGGGACUAUCAACUCCUACACCUGGAGAUGCAACAGAUGUGAUUCUCAUGAUCAUCUUACUUGAUGGUAUAGGCAGAACAAAUAUGCAUCGCUUGUCUUAAACUUGAUAUUUUUACUCUUGUGGAAAAUAUUGCACUGAUGACUGUUGUUAAUUCGUUGACUUCAGGUCGACAUUUUAUUUUUCUAAAUAGAAAAAAGGAACACAACAAAAUACUAUUGUAUAAAAAAUCUCCAGGUUAUAUUGUUUCUUUUUGUGUAUGUUACAUUGUAUAACAUUAUGUUUGCAAAGAUGUUUGUAUCUCUGUGAUCGGGUGUAUGUGUAUACAUAUAUAGGCUAUAUAUAUAUAUAUAUACACAUAUAGACGCUGAUAUCUCUGAGCACUUUCUUAUUUGAAGUGCUCUCCUCCUGAUGUUAAUAAAGGGGAAUAAUACUUGUGAUGGUAAGAUCAUUGUAACGAAAAUAAAUUGCACGAUGUAUAGUUGUUUUAUCCCACCAUUUGUCAUAACAUUUAUGACAUGGGGGGUUAAAUGAUUGGAUAGGUGUAUAUGAAUGAGCAAAAGUGCUGAUUUAUUUUUCUGUUUUGUUUUGUUUGUGGACCAAGUAAUUUUUCAUCUUGUGUCUUCAGCGAACAAAAAUGUUUUAAUGAGUAAUGCGAAUGUUCUUUAGCUUUUCUUUUUUGUUUGUAUGUCAGUUUUUUGUGUGUAUUUUUUUUUUUUUUUUUUGAGCAUUUGUAACACUGUGAUUCAUACGUGAUGAGAAAAUGAGUGCUGUAAUAUUUUUUGUUGUAUGUGUGUGUGCGUUUAAGCCAGUAAAGAAAUCAUUAAACCUUCUUCAGUGUGAACGUUUCUUUCUUGCUCUUUCAAGAAUUAGGCUGGUUUGGGCCUCCUCUCCUCUCUGGGCCAAC